AUGGACACGCAACCGCACGUAUCCGGCCAGGCUAACAAGCCUCUGCCGAGGCCGCCUCACGCACUGCCAGCCCACGAGGUCUGCCAGCUGCUCGAAGUGAACGAGCAGACAGGCCUCAAUGGCAGUGAGGCUGAGAAGCGUUCGGAGGAGUAUGGGCACAAUGAGCUGCUUAAAGAGAAGAAUGCCCAACCCCUCAAGAUUUUCAUCAGGCAGGUUGCCAAUGCCAUGACCUUGGUCCUCGUUCUGGCUUUGGCAGCCAGUUUCGGUAUCCAAGCAUGGGUCGAAGGUGGCGUCCUCGCCGCCAUCAUCUUCCUCAACAUCGUCAUCGGCUUCUUCCAAGACUACCAAGCCGCCCGCACCAUCGACGCCCUCGGCGCCCUGACCUCCCCCACCGCCAAGGUCAUCCGCGAGGGUAAGACCGUCGUCAUCGAUUCCGCCAAGGUCGUCCCCGGCGACAUCGUCGAGCUCAAGAUGGGUGACUCCGUCCCCGCCGAUGUGCGUCUCAUCGAGGCCGUCAACUUCGAGGCCGACGAGGCCCUGCUCACUGGUGAAUCGCUGCCUAUCCGGAAGGAUCCCGAGAUGACUUUUGACGAUGACACUGGUCCGGGUGAUCGCAUCAACGUCGCUUUCAGCUCUACGGUCGUCACCAAGGGUCGCGCUCGCGGCGUUGUUUUCGCUACGGGUAUGUGUACUGAGAUCGGCCUCAUCGCCGCUGCCCUCCGCGAGGCGUCUUCGGGGAGCAGGGUCCACGCACACCAGAACGCCGAGGGCAAGAUUACUCUCUGGUCCUACAUCGUCUUCGGCUUCCAGGUCGUCGUGGGCAUCAUCGGUACCUUCUUGGGCGUCACCGUCGGAACUCCGCUGCAGCGAAAGCUGUCGAGGCUGUUUCUGUACAUCUUUGGCAUCGCUGUCAUUUGCGCUAUUGUUGUGCUCGCGGCGAACAAGUUUAGCACUAGGAGUGAUGUGGUCAUCUAUGCUGUGGCCGUGGCCGUCGGUACGCUGCCUGUGUCGCUGAUUCUUGUCUUGACGAUUACCAUGGCUGCUGGUACGAAGGCCAUGGUUGAUCGCAAUGUUGUUGUCAGGCAGCUGUCCAGCUUGGAGGCACUCGGCGGUGUUACCAACAUUUGCUCCGACAAGACCGGAACCCUCACUCAAGGUCGCAUGGUCGUCCGCAUGGCCUGGAUCCCCAGCAUCGGCACCUACUCCGUCAACACCAGCCAAAACCCCUACGACCCCACCUCUGGCGAGCUCAAGCUCACCUCCCACGUCCAGCCUAAGGACCUCCAAUCCCCCAAGGGCGCCGAGGCCGUCGCCGACAAAAUCGACCCCGCGGGGGAACCCGCCGGCAAGCCCGCCCUGCAGACUUACCUUAACAUCGCCUCGCUCGCCAACCUUGCCACCCUCCAGCGCAUCGAGGACGCCGGCGCCGAGAAGCCCGGCGAGUGGACCGCCCACGGAGAUCCCACCGAGGUUGCCCUCCAGGUGUUCGUUACGCGAUUCGGCUGGAACAGACUGACGCUCUCGACGGAGGCGAACCCUAACGCGCGCUGGAAGCAAGUUGGAGAACUCCCAUUCGAUUCCGAGGUUAAGCGCAUGUCUGUCGUCUGCGAGGAUACUCAGUCACCCACUAGGGAAAUCCACAUGUUUACCAAGGGCGCUACUGAGCGUGUUGUCGGAUGCUGCUCCAUGAUUGCCCUCGGCGACGGCGAGCCCGUCCCUCUUGAUGAGAAGAUCCUGUCUGAUAUCCACGCCAACAUGGAGGCUCUCGCCAGACACGGUCUUCGCGUCCUCGCACUCGCCAGCAAGUCCGGUCUCGCUCCCAUCACCGAGGAAGAAGCCAAGCAAGGUCUCAACCGCGUCGCCUACGAAAAGGACCUCAUUCUCCGUGGCCUCGUCGGAAUCUACGACCCUCCUCGCCCCGAGUCCCAGCCCAGCGUCCGCGCCUGCCACCGUGCCGGAAUCAACGUGCACAUGUUGACCGGCGACCACCCCCACACCGCCCGCGCCAUCGCCUCCGAAGUUAGCAUCCUGCCCCCCGAGUCCAAGAUUGCCCAGAUGCCAGCCGAAGUCACCCGCACCAUGGUUAUGACCGCCCACCAGUUCGACGCCAUGAGCGAUGACGAGAUCGAUGCUCUAAAGGAACUGCCGCUCGUCGUCGCUCGCUGCUCGCCCACCACCAAGGUCCGAAUGAUUGCCGCGCUCCACCGUCGCAAGCGCUACGUCGCCAUGACUGGUGACGGUGUCAACGACAGCCCCAGUCUCAAGUAUGCCGAUGUUGGUAUCGCCAUGGGCCAGAACGGUUCGGACGUGGCCAAGAACUCCUCGGAUAUCAUCUUGACGGACGACAACUUUGCGUCCAUCCUCAACGCCAUCGACGAGGGUCGCCGUAUUUUCGACAACAUUCAAAAGUUUAUUCUGCACGUGCUUGCCGCCAACGUGGGCUUGGUCAUUACGCUUCUUACUGGUCUUGCUUUCAAGGAUGCUACUGGAAUUUCCAUCUUCCAGAUUACCCCAGUUGAGAUUCUGUUCAUGUUGCUCGUCGCCGGUGCCUUUACCGAGACUGGCCUUGGCUUCGAGAAGGCGUCGCCUGAUGUCCUCCGCCGACCUCCUCACAAUCUCAAAUAUGGCGUCUUCACCCCCGAAUUCAUCACCGACCUCGUCUGCUACGGCCUCAUCAUGGCCGCCUGCCUCCUCGGCUCCUUCGUCAUCGUCCUCUUCGGCUUCUACGACGGCAACCUCGGCCACGACUGCAACCUCGAGUACAGCGACUCCUGCGAGGACGUCUUCCGCGCCCGCGCCACCUGCUACACGACCAUGAUGUGGGUCUUCCUCUUCUUCGCCUGGGAGCUCGUCGACUCGCGCCGCUCCUUCUUCGACGGCAUCGCUAAGAGCCCGCGCCAAUGGGCCCUGCGUCUCUGGAGCAACCCUUUCCUGUUCUGGUCUGUUACCGUGGGUUUCUUCAUUACUAUCGCUACGCUGUAUAUCCCUGUUAUCAAUACCGUUGUUUUUAUGCAUAAGGGUAUUACGUGGGAGUGGGCUGUUGUCGUUAUUGCGAACCUGUUCUUCUUCGCCACGGCUGAGUCGUAUAAGUGGGGGAAGAGGGUGUGGUUGAGGAGGCAUGGGUUGGCGCCGAAGAAGGGUGAUGAGGAGGAUUAUUUGAGCACGGGCACGGAGCAGGUCUAG
Molecule: messenger RNA, 3183 nt
Organism: Scedosporium apiospermum
Lineage: Eukaryota; Fungi; Ascomycota; Sordariomycetes; Microascales; Microascaceae
Product: Sodium transport ATPase 2
Exons: 4
Coding region: 1-3183 (1060 amino acids)
Biological process (GO): intracellular calcium ion homeostasis; calcium ion transmembrane transport
Cellular component (GO): plasma membrane
Molecular function (GO): ATP binding; ATP hydrolysis activity; P-type calcium transporter activity
Source: RefSeq, a predicted model, not a curated record